Molecule: messenger RNA, 669 nt
Organism: Echinostoma caproni
Lineage: Eukaryota; Metazoa; Platyhelminthes; Trematoda; Plagiorchiida; Echinostomatidae
Source: the annotation of a GenBank genome assembly
CGAGUUGUGCCACCCGUGCUGGCGUUUCGUCUCGGAUCUCUGGGCUUUCUCACUCCUUUCCCGUUCCGUAAUUUUCCUGCCCACUUGAAGGUCGCCAUGGAAGGCUCUCCAAACUGUCUGCUUCGCAUGCGACUUUGUUGCCAGAUUUUACGGGACAACAAUUCUGCACCCUCAUCACGCAAUCACACACCGUCUGACGAGUCCUCGGACGGAUCGAAGUCGCGGGGGAGUUCACCGGACACCGAGUACCACUUUCUGAACGAGUUGGUUAUUGACCGGGGUCUGUCACCCUUUCCCUGUGACCUCAUGGUUAAAGUCAAUGGUCGAAAAGUCACACACUUUGAAGGUGAUGGCUUAAUGGUGAGCACUCCCACGGGCAGUACUGCUUAUUCUAUGGCCACGGGGGCGAGCCUUUUACACCCAUGGGUGCCCGCAUUUCUGCUCACUCCGAUCAACUCGUUGGCUCUCAGCUCCCGGGCUAUCGUGUUGCCAAUCAAUUUGCGUCUGGAAAUUGCAAUUGCUCCGGGUGCACGGUGUCGCGCUGUGCAUUUCUCGUUUGACGGACGAUCUCGAGCCUCCAACUUAAUCCACGAGGGUGAUUCGAUUCUGGUCACCAACUCCCCGUACCCUAUGCCAUGUCUGUGUGGUUCGGAUCAAGUGAGAACCUGA